ACCGAAAGUCACGUGCAUGAUCCACAUGGAAAGGAUUUCGCUGCUACAGACAAUUUACAAACAUGUUUGUACUAUUUUAUCAACAAAUCUAUUAAGAGUGUUCAAGUACCUUCAAGACCCCUAGAUGUCUGAGUCUGAUCCUCAGCCCUCCCCCCUCACCCUCUCCAUUCCUCCCAUCCUCUCCUCCACCCCCACCCUCUCCAUUCCUCCCAUCCUCUCAUCCUCCCCCACCCCAUCUGUUCUGCUCAACACCGGGGCCAGGAUGCCUCUCCUGGGUCUGGGUACCUACCGGCUCCGCGGCCUUGAUGAUACCCUCCAGGCCGUCAACGCCGCGCUCUCCACCGGCUACCGCUCAUUUGACACGGCCUCAGUCUACCGGAACGAGGCUGACCUGGGUCGAGCACUGCGACACCUCCUGCCCAAACACGGCCUCUCCCGAGCGGACGUCUUCAUCACCAGCAAGCUGGGCCCAAAGGACCAGGGAGCCAGAGCCAGGGAAGGAGCUUUGAGGAGUCUAGAACUGCUGGAUCUAGACUAUAUAGAUCUAUACUUGAUCCACUGGCCAGGGACCCAGGGGCUGGGGGUGGGAGACAAGAGGAACCCAGAGAAUAGAGCUCAGAGCUGGGCAGAGUUAGAGGAGCUCCACGCCCAGGGCCAGGGGAAGCUGAAGGCCAUAGGGGUGUCCAACUACACCCCAGGACAUAUGAAGGAGCUACUGGAGGGGUGUUGUGUCACUCCCGCCGUACUACAGGUAGAGUUCCACCCCCGUCUGUCCCAGGGGGAGAUGAGGCGUCUGUGUGGGGAGAAGGGUGUCUGUUUCCAGGCUUACUCCUCCCUGGGGACUGGCUCUCUCCUCCAGGACCCUUUAGUGGUCCAGGUUGCACUGGGAUAUGGCCGGACCCCUGCACAGGUCCUGCUCAGGUGGGCGGUGCAGCAGGGAGUCCCCGUCCUACCCAAGUCAUCUCACCCCACCAGGGUAGCAGAGAACGGGCGUGUGUUUGACUUUGAGCUGACUGCUGAAGAUAUGGAGAGGCUGGGGGGGAUGGACUGUGGACAGAAAUACUGUUGGGACCCUUCACAGGUAGCCUGAGAGGUAGGAGGGGAAAACCCAGCGGAGAAGGAGGAGAUGGGUCUGUAGCCCAAAGAUAGCUGGGGUUUGAAUUCCUUGAAGUUAGCCUGAAGGUACAUACUUACUGACUGGAUUCUGUUAUGAAGCAAACCUUGAUAAGAAAUCACGUGUCAACAGAACUUUGGAGAGUCUCCCAAUAAGAUUAUUGAACUAAGUGUUGAUUUAUGAUGCGACAGAGACCUCUGAUGAAGAUUACGAUCAUGAUGCCAAGAGCAACGCUGUUGUUGUGUUCAUGUGAUAUUUAUGUUACAAAUGAUUUUCUUACUAACUUAAAAUCUGAAUUAAUUUGAUAUUUUCACUGUAAAAAUUGACCUCAUAUCAAGUGGCAAUUUUUUUAUUUAAUAAGUCAGUGUGUAUAUACAUUUUUUUUAUAAAAAUGCACAAUACAAAUAAAAAAAACACCUAGCACUAAGUAAAUGAUGGUUAAUAAAAGUAUUUUGUUUAUUUGUUUACGUAUGCCCAUAGUACACCAAGUGGUCACAAAAAGAAAAUUACAUUUACAAAAGUCAUUUUGUAUAAAAAAAAAGAAAAAAAAAAGA
Molecule: messenger RNA, 1668 nt
Organism: Coregonus clupeaformis (lake whitefish)
Lineage: Eukaryota; Metazoa; Chordata; Actinopteri; Salmoniformes; Salmonidae
Exons: 5
Coding region: 125-1090 (321 amino acids)
Molecular function (GO): oxidoreductase activity
Source: RefSeq, a predicted model, not a curated record